AGCAGAGAUCAGAUGCCCGCCACUAAUAACACGAUCGUGCACUAGCCACUAUACUACUGCUACUACUAUAAGUACGAGUAGCUAGCUUGCAAGAGUGUAUUAGAUCCAAUCCAGCCAUUUUUAGCUGCAUGAUCACGAUGGGUUUCUUGUUUGCCAGGAGCAGCGGCUACAGCUUUGUUGCUCUUGCCCUCCUGGCGUGCGUGCUGCUGGCGCCGUGCCAGGCGGCGAAGGCGGGGCUCUCGAUCAAGUUCUACGCCAAGACGUGCCCCGGCGUGGACACCAUCGUGCGGUCGGUGGUGGCGCAGGCCGUCGCCAAGGAGCCCCGGAUGGGCGCCUCCAUCAUCCGCCUCUUCUUCCACGACUGCUUCGUCAACGGGUGCGACGCGUCCAUCCUCCUCGACGACACGCUGACGUUCACAGGCGAGAAGAACGCCGGCGCCAACAUCAACUCCGUGCGCGGGUACGAGGUCAUCGACGCCAUCAAGUCCCAGGUCGAGGCGGCCUGCAAGGGCGUCGUCUCCUGCGCCGAUAUCGUCGCGCUGGCGUCUCGCGACGCCGUAAACUUGCUCGGGGGACCGACGUGGAACGUGCAGCUGGGCAGGAAGGACUCGCGCACGGCGAGCGGGACCGCGGCGAACGCCAACCUGCCCGGCCCGGCGUCCAGCGGGGCGUCGCUCGUGGCAGCGUUCGCGGGGAAGGGCCUCUCGGCGCGCGAGAUGACGGCGCUGUCCGGGGCGCACACCGUGGGGCGGGCGCGCUGCCUCAUGUUCCGCGGCCGCAUCUACGGGGAGGCCAACAUCAACGCCACGUUCGCCGCCGCGCUGCGGCAGACGUGCCCGCAGUCCGGCGGCGGCGACGGCAACCUAGCGCCGUUCGACGACCAGACGCCCGACGCGUUCGACAACGCCUACUUCAAGAACCUGGUGGCGCAGCGCGGCCUGCUGCACUCCGACCAGGAGCUGUUCAACGGCGGGUCGCAGGACGCGCUGGUGAGGAAGUACGCCGGGAACGCCGGCAUGUUCGCCGGCGACUUCGCCAAGGCGAUGGUGAAGAUGGGCGGCCUCAUGCCGGCGGCCGGGACGCCGACGGAGGUCAGGCUGAACUGCCGGAAGGUGAACUAAGAUUAAUGGCGUUUACGUGGGUGUACGUCAUGAUCAUUCGUAGCUAAGAUCAUAUAUCCAAUCGAGAAUUUCCCUUUGUGGGAUUGUGAUGGAGACGUGCAUGUAGGAUAUGACCAAUUUUAUUAUCCUCAUUUGGUAAGCAAUGCCCUGCUAAUCGGCGCGGCAAUAUUCAUACAGAAUUUGCUUUGGAAUGCUUGAAUCUUUUAGGAACUUUGUUAACAAAAUAUUUCAGCAAUAUAAUUAACGGGUUAUUGUGAUAU
Molecule: messenger RNA, 1381 nt
Organism: Oryza sativa Japonica Group (Japanese rice)
Lineage: Eukaryota; Viridiplantae; Streptophyta; Magnoliopsida; Poales; Poaceae
Product: peroxidase P7
Biological process (GO): response to oxidative stress; hydrogen peroxide catabolic process
Molecular function (GO): peroxidase activity; heme binding
Source: RefSeq, a predicted model, not a curated record